Molecule: messenger RNA, 4478 nt
Organism: Dacryopinax primogenitus
Lineage: Eukaryota; Fungi; Basidiomycota; Dacrymycetes; Dacrymycetales; Dacrymycetaceae
Product: MFS general substrate transporter
Exons: 11
Coding region: 31-1572 (513 amino acids)
Biological process (GO): allantoate transport; transmembrane transport; dipeptide transport
Cellular component (GO): plasma membrane
Molecular function (GO): allantoate transmembrane transporter activity; dipeptide transmembrane transporter activity
Source: RefSeq, a predicted model, not a curated record
CAUCCUCUCGUACCCCCCAAUAACGCGACGAUGUCGACCCCGGAAGUUGAGAAAGCACCCUCAGCGGAAGACGAGGGUCGGAUCUCGAAGGAUGUCGAGGCUCACAUUUCCGUCAGGCUCGACGAUGGAGAUGAAGCCCUCAAGAUCGUUCUGGAAGAAGAGGGGAGCGUGAGCAUGACUCCGGAAGAAGAGGCAGCGCUCUUGCGGAAGAUCGACUGGCACAUACUCCCAUUGCUCUGUAUUGUGUACGGUUUGCAAUACUGGGAUAAGACGACCCUCUCAUACAGCUCCAUCAUGGGAAUCCAGACGGCGACCCAUCUUGUGGGACAGCAAUACAGCUGGCUCGGCUCAAUCUUCUACUUCGGCUAUCUCGCAUUUGAGUACCCCACGAAUCGUUUGUUGCAACGUCUCCCUUUGGCGAAGUUUACGGCGUUCAACAUCGUCGUGUGGGGCAUUGUCCUUGCGUGCAUGGCUGGGACGACCAACUUCGCGGGAUUGAUGGUUGUUCGCUUCUUUCUUGGCGUCUUCGAGGCUUCCGUCUCACCAGGAUUCGCGUUACUCAUGUCGCAGUGGUAUCGAGUCAACGAGCAGGGAGUCCGCACUGGGCUCUGGUUCUCUUUCAACGGCUUUGCUAUCAUCUUUGGCGGUCUCGUUGCCUAUGCACUAGCGAAAGAUGAUCAGGCCCACGAACUUUCCAUUGCGGGCUGGAAAGCCGUCUUCGUUAUUGCCGGCUGUUUGACUAUCGCCUUUGGCGUGGUUCUAUAUCUUGUCAUGCCAGAUUCUCCAUUAACCGCACGAUGGCUGACGCCCCGGGAGAAGACAAUGGUAAUAGAGCGCAUACGUGGGAACAACCAAGGCGUUGGCAACAAGAAGUUCAAACUUCACCAGUUCAUAGAGGCUUUCAUGGAUAUUAAGACAUGGCUGUUCGUGGCUUUCAGUUUGAUUGCCGAUAUACCCAACGGUGGUCUCUCAAACUUCUUUUCCCUCAUCAUUACGUCUUUUGGGUUCACAGCGCAACAAUCCCUUCUUUACGGGUGCCCGGCCGGUGCUGUUGAGGUCAUUACAAUUAUUGGGUUCUUAUGGCUUGGCGAUAAGUUUAAUGCACGAUUGCUCUUCGCGGCUGUCAGCGAAACUAUCUCUCUACUUGGCAUCGUCUUGAUAUACGCCCUUCCGACGAGCAUGAAGGUCGGGCGUCUGUUCGGCUAUUACUUAACUGGAGCCUCGGCCACCGGCAUCGUCACGAUUUUGUCCCUCAUCUCCAGCAAUGUCGCUGGCUACACAAAGAAGACAACUGUCGCAGCCCUGUAUCUCAUCUUCUACUGUGUCGGCAACCUGAUCGGUCCCCAAGUGUUCCAAGCGAAAGAUGCACCACGAUACACACCUGCUCUCAUUACCAUUGUCGUCUGCUUUUCACUGUGUAUCCUCAUUCUCCUUGCAAUCUGGUACAUCAAUCAUCGCGAGAACAUUCGCCGCGAUGAGAUGAAGAGCAGAGGAGAAUACGUGCAUGUACCGAAUCAGGAAUUCCUUGAUCAAACAGACUUGGAAAACAAAGCAUUCCGCUAUCGGUGCUAAUUUGAGGUGCCUUGUUAGAAUACGGUAUGGAUAAGAUGUAGUAGUGGUGUGACAUUCCUGACUAUUUGAUACAAUUGUGAAGAGUGAUAGGCCGAGUGAUUUCAAUCAUACACCGUUAAGCCCGCAUAGCUCUUACCCGACAGGACUCUCUUCAUCUUGUCGGCAGGCUCUUCUUUCUUUUUUCCAGGUUUUUGAAGCUCAACAUCCGCAUCAUCCCACUGAGCGUCUUGUUCCGCAUGCUCCGCCUGAACCGGUUCCGCAUCCGCCUCAUCCCCCGCCUGCCCGAUGAAUGCCUUCAACAUACUGCCUGAAAACCCACUCAUAAGGCUCACACCGCUUUCACUGUUGUUCACCGGCGCCGCGAGCCCCAUUCCUUCGUUGUAGCGUCCACCUGCGAGAUUCCAGUACACCAGUUCAGGGAGGUCGUAUCCUUCACGUUCAAACUCCAGCUUCAAGGUCUGGUGGACCGUCUCCCACGCGCCGUGCAGAUUUCGGUGAUACUGGGCGGAAUCGAACUGCAUGUCACUGAAUACAAACACGCGUUUGACCAUCUGGUCUUUGGCCAGCUUGUGCCGUUUGGCAGUAGGCAGGAGGAGGUAACGGAAGACAGAGGCAAAGUUGGUGUUUUGGCCCCAAUCAGCUGUGGACAUAGCGCUGGCGAUUUCUGCCAAUGACGCUGCUGAACCAUCCGGGCUCUUUGCCUGUAGCUCGACCAGGUUGGGGUGGGCAGAGAAAGUGAUGAACAUGUUCUUCCAAGGCGGAGAUGCGAUUUGAGCAACCAAAAUACUCAGGGCAAGAGCGGGAAAGAUUGGCUGAACUGAGAGUGAUUUAUUGAACUGCCCGUUUUUGACGUAGUUGGCAGCAGAGUACACACUGCCCAUAGAGCCGGACACGUCACAGACGGCGAUGCAGUUAUCCAGUGCACCGAGAGAGGUGAUGUGCUCCAUCAUCGAACUCCACUGCGCGUCAUAGAUACCGCUGUACAACUUGCCAAUAGAUUCCUUCAUGGUGCGCUCAUACCGUGCCUUGACCAUCUUUCCCAUAGCGCGGCGUCCGCUCGCACUUGGACGAUAUGCCUCUCCCACAUCUACGGCAUUGCCAACCAUGGCGCUGAUGAGGAUCUCGUGCGGGAGCAGGGAAGAACCGCUGAGGGUACGUGCCCCUUUGCCGACGGCUUCCAGGUGGUGCACGAAUCGCUGAGGAUCAUGGUACCAGAACAGAGACUUGUUGGAUGUGAAACACACGGCCGGUACCUGCGGAUAGGAGAUCUUGUCCCACUUCCCUGGGUGCAUCUUGGAUUCCGGAACAGCAAGAAAAUCGCGCAGUGGGGUGAGAACAAAUCGCCUCAACAUGUUGCGAGCUUUGAUGAUUUGCUCCUCCUGGUCUGAUGACCCGGGUUGUCCGUGAUUUGGGAAGAGGAUUUGCGCGAUAGCCGAUGUCAUGAGGAAUUGACGAUCAAACGUCUUACCCGUCGAAGGUGCCCAUUUUCCGGCCAGAGAGAUGGUAUUGCUCAGCUUCCGAAUUUGACUUGCUAUGUCGGGGUUUCCGGCACUGGUCUUGCGAAGUCGGACGAUUUCGACAAGAGUACUGAUGUCAUGCGCCAAGACAUCCGCAAAAAGACGAGCCACUGUGACGUAGAUUGAUCGGAACUUGGGAUCUGAGUUUAGCUUCUCUUCCAAAGCCAAGCUCAUCUUCCGGCGUUGCUCAUGACGACGAUCUUUGGCUUUUGCUUGCCAUUCCUGAAGGUGCAUCUGGGCCAUUUGUUGAACAAGCUGAGCAUGUUCUUCUCGAGCCGCAGGUGAGUCUUCGGCUGGCGUUUCGCGGUCAGCAACGGUCAUAGGGUGGUUGCAGUCUGCAUGAUCUGCUCGGAAUACGGGGGCUGGUCCGAAGGCGCUCUUUAGGAUGUCCGGAGUCAUCUGCGGAUUUCCCAGCUGGUCGUGGAAGGCGAGAGAGACGACACUGAGCAGAUCUUUCCAACAGCCAUGGGAUCGCGCCGGGCGCUCAAGGAAUUCUUCAUUGGAUGUCUUGUCUGGCUCUGACUGCAUUUCGAGCUUGGCUUGCUCCCAUUUUUUCUUUGCGGCAACGUUCCUCGGAUCGUCGCAUAUCUUCGCCACAAGCUGGUCGAGGUUUGCAAUAGCAGUGAUAGGAUGCUCGCGAUAAAGCCAACCAAACGCAUGGAAGAAGACAUUGAGAGCGUUUUUCCCCUCGUGAAUGGAGCGCAGAUUGAAGAUGAGACGGAGUGUCAUGCUGGGAUCCUGCGCCCAUGCCUCGGUCAAGCGAUUGUACACCUCCUGCCCUGAAGAGCACUGGGCAAUUCCGAAGAAUGCAUCCAGAACGGCGUCACUUGUGCUGGCAUAUGCACCUGCGUCGUUUGUGGUCCAAGUGCGAUUGUCAGGAUCCGUGAACAGCUGUCCCUUGUGGGAGUCGGAGCGCAGAGCAUCAGCCAGAGAAAUUGUAGCCGAUACCUCCGAAGGGGGAACGGAGUCGAUAGGUGCAACACGAGUCGAGUGACGUAACUUCGGAAUAUAUUCAGGAUCGAGUAGAUCAUUCAAGAUGCUAGUCGGUAGAAGAACGGUGGCAGAAGACUUCGCAGGGUUGCAGUUCGGAUUAUGCACGGAGGUGGUCGGAGGAAAGGCAUCCGCAAGGAUUCGGAGGUCGAGAGCGAUGGGUUUGGCCAUGAUGAUCGGACUGCGAACAGUUGAAGUGCCUACGGAGGAGAAUGGGCGUGGAUACUUAUAGACAGACACGAGGUGGGCGCUUGGGGCACAUCGGAAGCAUUGCGACAGGGUUCUGGUCAUUAUGACUCGCUGCCACCGCACUGUCAGUGUGACUCCAACUCUCGUGAUUCGGUAGUCAAGGUACAAAUCAAUUUGACGCGCAAGUAAAGAAAUCAAGUGACGGAGAAU